Messenger RNA from Melozone crissalis (California towhee), 3918 nucleotides. RefSeq names its product AT-hook transcription factor (gene AKNA). The record is from RefSeq and is a predicted model, not a curated record. Gene Ontology annotation, biological process: epithelial to mesenchymal transition; neuroblast delamination; neuroblast division in subventricular zone. Gene Ontology annotation, cellular component: centrosome. The coding region runs from base 157 to 3918 and encodes 1253 amino acids. The transcript has 24 exons. Lineage: Eukaryota; Metazoa; Chordata; Aves; Passeriformes; Passerellidae.
GACCGGGACCAGAGCCGCCCAGCCCCGGCCGAGGAGCCGCCGGCCGGGCCCUCCCUACAGGACGCGGCGGCGAUGCUGUGACCUACAUUCGCGACAAGGAGGUCCCCAGCCCGCCGCCACCGCCGCCGGGCCAUGAAGCGACACAAGUGAGGGGCCAUGGCCAGCCCGGCACCAUGGCUGCGCUGGACGCAAACAGAGCUGACGCGCUGGCACGGCAAGGAGCAGGAGGAGGAGGAGGAGGAGGAAGACGACUUUGAAAGGCGGAUGGACGAGGAUGGGGUCAUCGGCCUGGGGGAGGGCGCCAGGAGCCCCCCGUGGGGUGGCAGCGAGGGGCUGCAGGAGGGGUCCCCGGCACAGGAGGGGCGAUGGCAGCCGCGGCAGGAGCCGGCCGAGGAGGAGGAGGAGCGGGGCAGCUCCGGGGGGGACGAGGGGCCCUGGGGGGCGGAGAGCGAUGGGGACCCCUACCCCGAGCUGGACCGCCGGGCUCUGUGCCAGCCGCGGGGCUGCAGCACGGACGGCGGGGACACCUCAGGGCUCUCGGACACCAGCCCUGGCCCCGGCACCCCGUCCCGCCAGCUCCGGGGCUGGGGCACGGCCGCGGACACCCUCGGGGGGCACAGGCAGGAGUGGAGCCCCAGACGGAGCCUCCCCCUGCAGCUCUCCCCCGAUGGCCCCGAGCGUGUCCCCGAGCCCCAGAGAGCUGGCACAGGGAUGGCACCUGCUGGCGUGUCACCCACCGGCCAGCCCCACGGCACCGGGAAUGCCCCGGCACCCCAAGGGCACUGCAGAUCCCGAGUGCCCAAGAAAGCAGCGCCCGCCGCGGUGCCCCCCAAGGCCGCCCGGCAGUCGCGGUCCCUGAGCCCCCGGAGGCGAACGGGUGCCAAGGGGACAAAGGAUCCCUCGGGAACGGGCACCGAGGGCACCCAGUACGGCCGAGGGCGCCUCAACCACCCCCUGCCCGACCUGUCCAAGGUGGAGGCGCGGGUGAAGUUCGACCAGAGCUACCGCCCGCCCCGGGGCCGGGUGCUGCCCGCCCGCCCCCGCGGCCCCGUCGGCUUCAAAUCCCCGGCCGAGAUCGUCCGGGAGGUGCUGCUGAGCAGCGGGGAGGGGGCGUCCCCGCAGCCCCCCAGCACGGCCGGGCUGCCGCAGGAGUUCAGGUCCCCCAGACAAGCUACGGCGCUGGUGCAGCAGCUCCAGGACGACUACCACAAGCUGCUGACCAAGUACGCCGAGGCUGAGAACACCAUCGACCAGCUGCGCCUGGGCGCCAGGGUGAGCCUGUUCUCCGACCCGCCGCAGCCCAGCCGCAGCCUCGCCGUGGGCACCGUGAGCACGGGGAGCCGAGUGAUGACCCUGAGCAUCCCGCAGGCACGGACAGCAGCUCUGGGCAUGGCCACAGCCCCAGCCACAGCCCCAGCCACAGCGCCAGCCUCGCCUGCUACAGAGCGGGGGGGUUCACCGCAGCCUCGGUCCCCUCCUCCACCCGGGGGGUGCUGCUCCACCUGCCCCGGGCCCUGCUGCUGCCCUGGCCCGCGGCUCACCCGGGCCCUGGCGGGGCAGAGCCGCCGGCUGCAGGCACAGGUGGAAUCCUUCGAAAGCUGGGUGCAUGCAGGGACCCCCACGCCCUCAGAACAGCUCCAGAGGAUGAGGAUGCUGAAGGACGCGCAGGAUGCGCUGGAGCGGGAAUACCUGCGGGGCCGGCAGCAGCUCCCGGCGGCUGCGAGAGGGUUUGAUCCUGACCGGGCAGUGGAGGGGGAGAUUUACCGCCUGGGGCUGCGCCUGGAGGGGCUGAGGGAGCGGCUGGAGCCGGGGGCUGACCAUUCCCCACGCCCCGAGAGCCCUGCGCUGGUGGAGGAUCCCCGGGGGACAGCAGGGGACAGCGAGGGGGUGGCAGGGGGGCUGCCCUGGCCCCUCUGGCACAAGCAGCGCCAAGUGGAGGAGGAUUUUGGCGACCUGCUGGAGCAGUACAAGCACUUCAAGUCCUUGCCGGAGUCGCUGAGCCUGGAGCAGCUGAGCCUGGCGGGGAGCCAGUUCCAGGAGGAGGUGGAUGCACCCACGGCAGGGGAUGGUGGCCCCAGCAAGGUCCCCUGCAGGACACAGUCACUCGAGGAGGAGCCCAGCCUCGAGCCCUUGGCCUUGCACCUCCCACAGAGAAGAGCUGCGACCCUUCCCCCCAGAGGACCCGCAAACCUGGAGGAGACACUGGGCCACCCCUCCCCUGCCCCUGCUGAGGAGCCACCAGCCUCUGCCAAGCCCCCCCUGGGGGUCCCUGGGCCACCACGGGUGUCCCUGUCCCUCGGUGGGACAGGCAGUGGUGCCACCCAGCCCGGGCCCCGCAAGGAGCAGCGCAUUGUGUCCCCAGAGACCGACAGCGGCUUCGUGGGUUCGGAGGCCAGCAGGGUGUCACCCCCUGUGCACACCCCCGAGCACCAUCCCCCCGGCCCAGGGGCUCCGGGCUCGCUGGGACCCUCCGUCCCCAUCCCCAGCAGCCUCCGCACCCCACGGGAGAGAGAGACCACCCCGCUCCCCUCCGAGACAGCACUGAUGGGCAUCUACCCCCCGAGGGGCACAGGGGGGCCCCCCAGCAGCCCCUCUGAGAGCAGCUCCCCCCCUCGCUGGGCUGAGGGCAGCGAGGUGGGACCCGACCCCGACGGUGAUGGCACUCACACGGACUCGGAGGUGGGAGCCAGGAGCUGUGCCAGCGCCGGUGCCCGCCCCCCAGCCAUGGCCAGGAGCCCAACCAGCCCCCUGCCCUCCCCCCAAACCCCAUCCCCCACCCUCCUGUCCCCCGACCUGCCGUCCCUGGACCCGGCUCACUGUGACCUGCUGGGCUCCCGUCUGGAGCGCGACCAGGCCAUCCGGGCGCUGCAGGACGAGGUGUGGCGGCUGCGGCGGAGGCUGGAGGAGAGCCUGUGCCACUCCCGCAGCUACCCCGAGGGAAAAGCCACUCCCCGUGUCACCCCGGCCAGGAGGCAGCCGCUGGCCAGCGCACCAUCGGCCCCGCAGGACGCGGCACCCUCGGGGCAGCCGAGCCCCCCGGUGCGGGGCAGGGCGGCCCCCGGGGUCACACCCAUGCCGAGGGGGAGGUCGGCAUCGCUGCCACGGGACAAGCCCGAGCUGGACCUCGGUCUGGAGCUGGGUCCCGGCGGAUGCCACCCCCCUUCCCUGUCCUCUGCCACAGCCUCCGAGUCAGAGCCCGGGCCCCGGGCACCCCCCGCCCUGCGGAAGCACCUUGGGAAGCCCCCGGGGCCGGUGACAUUCCUGGGACAGCACGCAGGGACACGGUACCAGGCGGGGACACCACGUGCCACCCCAGCACCCCGAGAAGAGCCGGGCACCUCGGGGUGUCCCCGAUGUCACAGGGGCAGGAUGGCAUCAGCUGCAUCUGGGGGAGGUGACACCCCCCGGCAGCCCCAGCACAGCACCCCCAGGAGAACGUCCUGCCCCACCUGCCGGGCACCUGCGGGCACCAGGGACACAGCCACACACGCAGAGCAUGGCCCUGGUGGCUCCUGUCCCCCAGGUCCCCACGCUGGAGCCGAGAAGCUGGAGCAACCUGGAAUUUGGUACUUGGCAGCACCCCCUGCUGCCACCGUCUGCCUGGCACCCGUCCCCCUCGUGCCUUAUGUGCCCUCCAUGCUCUACUGCUCCCCAGCAGUUCCUACCUCAGCCCCAGCCAUGGCCGGGGUCCCCCUCUCUGUCCACGCGGGUGCCCGGCGGGCAGAGUGUCCUCCCCGGCCCCAGGGCCACCAGCGCUGCCUGAGCCUGGAGCUGGAGGAGCUGGAGGAGCUGAACUGGUGCCUGGGCCGGGCUGUGGAGGCUGCCCAGAGCGCCAGGCUGAGCUCCAGCCGCCUCAGCCGGGCCCUGGCCGCAGAGCUGGGCCGGCCGCGGGGCCUGCGCGGCUCCUGCCUCUUCUGA